AAUGGACUAUCUUAAAUCAAAAUGGGCGAUAUGGUUCAAAUCCUUAGAUGCUAACCACGACAAUAAACUUUCGAUAGAAGAUAUGGAGAUUUCUGCCAAAAAGUUUAUAGAAAUACAGAAAAUACUCGGCGACAAAGCGAAUGACAAUGCGGGAUUUGACAACACAAAAUGGUGGAAUACUUACAUCUUUCGUAAAGGUCCCGGUGUAUCAUUGACUCUAGAAGAGUUCCAGGCCAGCCUAGGAGAAUCUUACCAGAAAGACAAGGCGGCAUUCUAUCAAGAAAUGGAGAGAUGUUUUAGCGAUAUCGCUUCCUUUGUAGCAGAAAACAAGGACCGGCCUAUCGUAGAGCAGGAGUUCGCUUUCGGAUUUAAAGUCUUUGGUCAAGAAGAUUCGGCGCAAGUGGCUAAGGCUUACCAGCUAUUCAAGGCUACCAAGGGUCAACCAAAUGUCCAGCACAUAGUAGACGCCUGGGCCCAAUUCAUUGCAGACGACGACGCGAGCAAACAGGACAUGAUUCACGAGGCCUUAUUAUUGUAAUUUUUAAAUUUGGUUUACAUUUGUAAUUGUUAUGUAUAAAAAUUAUAAUGAUUUUUUACUAAGCCUUUGCUGAUUUUCAGCUAUGGGAAAAAAGUAUUUUGCUCAGUCACUUAAACUUGAAUUG
Saccostrea echinata is the source of this 662-nucleotide messenger RNA. Its product is annotated as sarcoplasmic calcium-binding protein-like. The transcript has a single exon. The record is from RefSeq and is a predicted model, not a curated record. The coding region runs from base 2 to 538 and encodes 178 amino acids. NCBI's taxonomy places the organism in Eukaryota, Metazoa, Mollusca, Bivalvia, Ostreida, Ostreidae.